This is a messenger RNA of Eruca vesicaria subsp. sativa (arugula), 772 nucleotides long. The record is from the annotation of a GenBank genome assembly. NCBI's taxonomy places the organism in Eukaryota, Viridiplantae, Streptophyta, Magnoliopsida, Brassicales, Brassicaceae.
CCGAUCAAACAUUAUCUCAAAUUAUCUACGGCGAUCAAAUCCUACGAGAGUCAACCGCGUUGACGAGUUCUCUGGCUAGAUUUGACGAUGCUGGCGUGUUCUUCGCUCUUCUCUACUCUGUUCUCAUCCCAACAUCAGCUGCGGCAAACGUCGCCGUAUCAGCAACAUGCGUCUUCUAGUAUCGGUUUUCAGUCACCGUUCAACACGGUGCAGCAGCAAACGCCCUUCCAGAAUACGCAAUUGACUACUCAGAUGGCUCUUGUUGCUCCAAUUCAUUUCCUCUCGCUGAUCGCAAUCACUGAAGUGUAUAAAGAGGAUCCGAGUAACCCUGAGUAUGCAUUUAAGCAUCUUUUGUUUAGUGUGACUGGACAACAGUAUCGUGUAAAGCCUGCAAGUGUAUCAGAUAUAAUGUGGGCAGAGGCCAUUAGUAAACUUGAAGGCAUGAAUUCUUCAGAAAGAGAGCAUAUGUGGCAUCAGCUUGUGCAAGGUUUUAAAGAUCUUUCUCAGCGUCUCAAGCUACAAGAUGAAGUUCUCGCAUCAGAUAGGGAAAGAAGAAAAACUACUUAAAGCAACGUUAAAAUGGUGACUCAGAAAUAUUGAAAUGCAUGGGAGCCCAUUUCUCGCCAUGUGGGAUAUAUUAGCAGCCUGUGUUAUUCCUCGUGCUGAGACAACUCCUAGAUUCUAAACUCUGGUCCAACAAGAUUCAGGGCUUGCAACUUCCCCUACUCGACAUCCUGUCCUGUCACCGCACAUCAAGUCAUGUAGAAAGGAA